GAAACAUGGACAGCCCCUUCAACGCAUUUUCGCUCUUAGAGCUAGAUGCUGAAGAUGAUAAAUUGCAGCCCGCCCCUGCCUCUGCUGCUUCCGGACUUGAUGUGUCCGCUAGCACUGCCACUGCCACUGCCACUUCAGGGAGAAGUGGUGAGUUGUUUUGUCCUGGGCCUGUUCCUAUAGCCACUUAGGUUGCACGUUCGCUGACUAUGGUUGGCGGUGAUGUCCUUCCUGAGGGUGUUGUGCUUGAGAAUCAUGAGAAGAGUGUAUUAAUGGCUAUGAAAACUGAGCUACUCGAGGUGGAGGAGCAUAUCAACUGUCUUCUAUCCAAAGUGGACUCGUGUUUGGGCCUCUCAUUGGGUAAAAGUGAGGAGAAAAUUAUUGGCCUUGAUGACAAAUUGUUGGUAGAAAAUGGAAAGUGUCUAUCAAAUCCAGUGACUCCUUCAGUAGAGUACAAGUUGCCCCUUGUGUGGAUUGACUUGGAAAUGACUGGUUUAAAUGUUGAAGUUGAUAGAAUCCUGGAGAUUGCUUGCAUUAUUACCGAUGGAAAACUAACCAAGACAUUGGAGGGUCCGGAUUUAGUCAUCCAUCAAAGCAAAGAGAAUUUAGAUAGGAUGGGUGAGUGGUGUCAAAACCAUCAUGCAGCUAGCGGGUUGACAAAGAAAGUUCUCCACAGCACAACUUGUGAAAAGGAAGCUGAGAAGCAGGUUAUGGAAUUUGUAAAGAGAAAUGUUGGUACAUACACACCCCUAUUGGCAGGAAAUUCUAUUUAUGUGGAUUUUCUAUUUCUCAAGAAAUACAUGCCAGAUUUGGCUGCUCUUUUCUCUCAUGUACUUGUCGAUGUUAGCAGUGUGAAAGCUUUAUGCAUGCGGUGGUAUCCUAGAGAUCAGAAGAAAGCUCCUUCAAAGGAAAAUAAACAUAGAGCCAUGGAUGAUAUCAGAGAAAGCAUAAUGGAACUUAAAUACUACAAGGAGAAUAUUUUCAAAGCAUCCAAAUCUAGGAAGUGACGCAAACGGGAAAUUGCUGCAGCUGGAUUCUUUUUAUGGAAAGUUUCAAUUUCAAAUUCCUUCAUCAUCACUAACUUUUCUCAAGAAGGGUUCCAGUCAGGUGUAAAUUCUUCGGCUUAUUGUUGGUUUUACAAUCUCAGAUUCUAAAUUGAUUUUGGAUUCAAACCAGACAUAUGGCAGUUCCAUGAUAAUUUAUGCAAAGCUACGGCCAUUUCAUGGGCUGUAUUUUGAUUU
Juglans microcarpa x Juglans regia is the source of this 1238-nucleotide messenger RNA. RefSeq names its product oligoribonuclease. The coding region runs from base 207 to 1004 and encodes 265 amino acids. Gene Ontology annotation, molecular function: 3'-5'-RNA exonuclease activity; nucleic acid binding. The transcript is spliced from 9 exons. The record is from RefSeq and is a predicted model, not a curated record. Lineage: Eukaryota; Viridiplantae; Streptophyta; Magnoliopsida; Fagales; Juglandaceae. Gene Ontology annotation, cellular component: mitochondrion.